GAAGAAUACAGACUGAAGAUACCAGAAAUCCUCAAAGAUGCACGUGAUCCUUUUGGGCCUGUGUUUUCUAAGUGUCAUCGGGGCAGCACCACAAAAAGAAGGUAACAAAGACCGUGUUCCAGUUCACCACUUUGACAAGGGAAAUAAGCAAGACAUAUCUUCUAAAGGAAAUGUUAUCCAGGAAAGUGACAAAUCCCAAGAUAUUUCGGCCAGCAAACAAAUGCUGAUUAAAGACCAAGACACUGGUAGUAGCAAGACCUCCCACCAUGACUUUGAGGAUACCAUUUACACCGGGUUCACUGGAAAUGCCAAAGCUGGCCAUGGGGACAGUGUUAAUAAGGAUCUUCCUGACCAAGUAGCACACCGUGUCAUUCUCAUUAACAAAAAUGUCCAACACGGUAGAAAAUACGCAAGUUCUCCAAGACUGUGGGUAAUGGAGGAAGAUGAAGAAGAGAAUAAAAUUGGGAAUUCCAUAUACAAAUAUCCUGAAGCCCAACGCAAAGGAGAUGAAGACAUUGUUAAUAACCAAAGAGAUGUCCAAAACCAAAAUAUUCCAGGAGACCACAAAACCAUUAGUCAUGUUCAAUAUACCAAAACAAUAUCUCCAAAGCACAUAAAGUUUACAUUUGAUUUUGAAGGCAGUGCUCAAGGGAAAGAAGACAAUGACUUUUCUCCUUCUAGUGGAGAAAUGUUUGUUCCUGACACAAAAACCACAGACCCAGACAAAGCUAAUGUCAUUAACAGCAACUCUAAACUUCUCAUAGGAAAGGAAAGUAGUAAUGAAGUUCCAGAAAAAGAGGAAUAUGACUUGAAAUCCAAUGGUGGAAGUUCCACUGGAGACAUUGUUAGAACUGAUGUCAGUAAAACACCAAGAAAAGAGAAAAACAUCAUUGAUAAUCAAAUUGUAAGAGGCAGUAAUGUCAUUACAGGGAGUACAAAUUAUAAGGAACUUCCUGGAAAUGAAGGAGAGGGUUUUGAUGCCAACACAGGAGAUUCUUAUCAAGAGAUAGUAGGAAUUCAUCCCUCUCAAGGAUCCUCGAAAAAGCAAAGCAGUAUUGGCCAACAUGCUAGGAAAGGGAGUAACGAUAUAAUUAAAGGCAAAGAAAUUUCUAAACAUGGCAAAGAUAAUACUGAGGUAGGAGUAGAAAGUUCUAAGAGAGACCAAAAUACCAAAAAUGAUAAAGAAAAAAAUUUCAACAAAGGAAAAAGUCAAGGCCUACUGAUUCCUUCUCAUGGUCACACCUACUCUUUAAAAGGAGAAAAUCAAAUUAAAAAUGAGGUAAAUCUUCACGAUGGCUACAAUAAAGAGAGAAGUAUCACAAAAUUCCCUGGUAAUAGCAGAAAAAACCAUUAUGCAGCACAUAGAAAGUUCAGCUCUACCAAGAGCCACCAUGGAUCUGGAAGGAAAAGAUUCUGGGGUCCUAUAAAUGCCCAUUCCCAUAAGAAGUUUAAAUCCCCUAAAAGAAAUGACAGCAGUGAUUCAUCUUCCAGUGACUCAAGUGACAGUGAUAGUGACCAAUCCACUGAAUAUUUUCAAGGUGGAAGUGGUAAUUAGUCACCAAUUAGGAGAUUAGAGCCAUCUGACAAUGAAGACAAUGAUCAAUUAUUUGAUUAGGACACUAGGUGUUCUCAGGGUAAUUUCCAAUAGUAUAAUGACAGGCAGUAAGAGAAUUUUUUUCAAAGCUGAUUAGUCUGAUUUUUAUUUCUUUAAAGGAAAAAG
Messenger RNA from Phascolarctos cinereus (koala), 1720 nucleotides. The record is from RefSeq and is a predicted model, not a curated record. NCBI's taxonomy places the organism in Eukaryota, Metazoa, Chordata, Mammalia, Diprotodontia, Phascolarctidae.